Molecule: messenger RNA, 2821 nt
Organism: Myxocyprinus asiaticus (Chinese sucker)
Lineage: Eukaryota; Metazoa; Chordata; Actinopteri; Cypriniformes; Catostomidae
Product: metal cation symporter ZIP14
Exons: 9
Coding region: 172-1650 (492 amino acids)
Biological process (GO): intracellular zinc ion homeostasis; zinc ion import across plasma membrane
Cellular component (GO): membrane
Molecular function (GO): zinc ion transmembrane transporter activity
Source: RefSeq, a predicted model, not a curated record
CUUGUCAGUGAGUCGAGACCAAAAAAAAAAAAAAAAAAAAAAAAGAAAAGACUACAGAGCCUCGGGUUUUUAAACGGCUUACCCCAUGUCCAUCCGUUCAUUAACAGGCCACUGACGCUUCCGCGGAUCAAAAAAUCUCAAGUUUGCGCUUGACGUGCCACUGGUAGAGUCAUGACACUGAGACAAUCCAAUGGCUGCAGAAAGCUGACCUUGACCCUUUGCCUGACCCUGACUCUGGGCCUGCUGCAGUGGCCAGUAAGAGAUGUUAGUGGUCAGGAUGGACUAUCUCCUGCUCAAGUCCUUCAGGAACUGCUGACACGCUAUGGCGACAACACUACCAUCUCUGUUCCCCAGCUUCGAUCACUCUUAGUGCGGUUAAAUGAAGGACAAAGUGAAGACCACAACAUACAAACACAGCCCACAAAAACCAAUGCAUCCAAGUGCUUGGCAGCAGAAACUCUGGCAGUGUAUGGGAUGAGUGAGCAGUCCCAAAUAGAUGGACGAGGCCUACAGGACAUCUGCCCCACCAUGAUACAGCAGCUGGACUCACAAGCAUGCAAGACCCAACAGGACCAAGAGUCUGAGGCCAGUCCCAGACCCUCCUAUGCAGAGGUGUGGGGUUAUGGUUUCCUGUGUGUGACAGUGAUAUCUCUGUGUUCACUGGUCGGGGCAAGUGUGGUUCCCUUCAUGAGGAAAACCUUUUAUAAGCGGUUGCUGCUGUACUUCAUAGCCCUGGCCAUUGGUACUCUGUACUCCAACGCCCUCUUUCAACUAAUCCCAGAGGCGUUUGGAUUUGAUCCCAUGGAGGAUUAUUAUGUGUCCAAGUCUGCUGUUGUGUUUGGAGGAUUCUACCUGUUCUUCUUUACAGAGAAAAUCCUGAAGAUGGUCUUGAAACCAAAGGACAGGGAAGGCCAUGGCCACAGUCACAUCCCUGCAGAGCACUAUGCCAACUCUAAUGGUGACUUGGAGGAUGGCAUGAUGGAAAAGCUGCAGAAUGGAGAGGCUGGAGGACCGGCCUUACCCAGAGCAGAAGGAGACGCUAGAGGGGUCGGAGAAGAUGACAAAAUGCUAAGCACAGGACCUACAGUACAGGACUCUCAGAGUUCAGGUGGUGCUGGAACAGGUGGAUGCUAUUGGCUGAAGGGCCGGGCAUACUCUGAUAUCGGUACUCUGGCAUGGAUGAUUACUCUGAGCGAUGGUCUCCAUAAUUUCAUAGAUGGCCUGGCUAUCGGGGCCUCCUUUACUGCCUCUGUGUUUCAGGGCAUCAGUACGUCAGUGGCAAUUCUGUGUGAGGAGUUUCCACAUGAGUUGGGUGAUUUUGUAAUCCUGCUAAAUGCUGGCAUGAGCAUCCAGCAGGCUCUGUUCUUUAACUUCCUGUCGGCGUGCUGCUGCUAUCUGGGCAUGAGCUUUGGCAUCCUGGCUGGAAACCGCUUCUCUCCUAACUGGAUCUUUGCUCUAGCUGGGGGCAUGUUUCUCUAUAUAGCACUGGCUGAUAUGUUCCCAGAGAUGAACGAGGUCAGUCGUGAGGAAGAGGAGGCAGGAGGAAGUGGCUCUCUUCUCACUUUCGCCAUCCAAAACGCAGGGCUGCUCACGGGGUUCGCCAUCAUGCUUUUACUCACCAUCUACUCAGGACAGAUACAGCUUGGAUAGCAGUGGACCUAAAUCAGAACUCCAAACCUAAAGGACUAACUCAGUACCUGGACUACAACCUGAGACUUCCUGGGCUUAACGUCAAACCUCCAGACUUAAAUAUGAACCAGCUGUGCUGGCUUGUAAUUGCCCAGCUGGACUAGGCCAAGAUAUAAUGUAAAUGGACAUGUUAUGGGUUUAGUUUGGGCUCAGAUUGAAGCCUGGACAUACAGUAAUUUUGACCGAACCCUUAACAAACUGACCCAAGUCACAACUGACCUGUCAACGUUUUUUAGAUUCAUCCAAAACCCAGAACAUGUGGAUGGAACCUCUACCAUUCGUCUUGACAGCCUUUUCUCAAAAGGAGAUUUAGGACACAAUUGUAUCCCUGUAAACUAUGAAUUCCACCACCCCAUUGUAUACAUCUUGGCAUUUGUGAUGAUUUAUAAUUUUCUCAUUUCUUUCCUCUCCGUUAAAUCAAAAAUCCUCUUUCUUUUAGAGACAAGCUUUCUGCAUAUUCUAUAUUUUCAUAUUUCCAAAAACCUGACUCAUUUUACUGCAAUAAAAAAAAGGGGAAAACUUUCCCAUAGCCUUGAGGCUAGAUUUUUAUAGACUAUACAAUCUAAACAAAGUUACCAGUAGAUGGCACUCAUUCAAAAAUUGGCCCCUUUUACUUCCAUUGUAAGGGUCUCACUGUAACCUUGAUUUUUGCUUUUGUUAAAGAAAGUAAUUGUUUGUGGUAAUCAACAUUAUGCCACAAAUGCUGUCGAUUGAGCUUAACUUCUAUUGUACUCGGUAUAUUCCUUUAAGGUCUUAGUUUAUUUACAAAGAAGUAUUUGCUCACAAAUGUAUUAUCCCUGUAUUCAUUAUUUGCCAUGCACUAUUUAAAAAAUUGCCUCAAAACCAAACAUCGAGAGCUUGAAACAAACAAAAGAUUACUAUAAGUCGUAAAUUUUUUGUUAUUGUUGAUUGUGUAUUUGUCUAGUUUUUUUUACCUCUUCAUCAAAGGAGAUACCAAUGUCAGACCAAAUCAGUGGCGUUCCUCUAGAAAGAUCUGUUCUACUUCCUUGCAAUCUUUUUUUAAACCAAACUCGUACUGCUCUUCUCAUUUUUAUUUCUACACUGUAACCUUGCAUAUUAAAGGGAUAGUUCACCCAAAAAUGAAAAUACUCAUCAUUUACUAUCCUUCAUG